This is a messenger RNA of Ochlerotatus camptorhynchus, 2270 nucleotides long. RefSeq lists its product as uncharacterized. NCBI's taxonomy places the organism in Eukaryota, Metazoa, Arthropoda, Insecta, Diptera, Culicidae. Bases 64 to 1326 code for a protein of 420 amino acids. The transcript has 2 exons. The record is from RefSeq and is a predicted model, not a curated record.
UGUCUACAAUGUGACAGGUGAUAUGCGAUUGACGCUCUGUUGUCAUUGACAACUUUCGCGAAAAUGGAAACCGCAUCGCAAGCUCUUCAACUAUUAACUUCAUUGAAAAUUUUGCGUGAAAUUAAAAAUAUCCGAGAUGAAAUGCCAAGAAACCGACGAUCGCGCCGACGAUGGUGGAUUAGGCCAUCAAAUCGACGCCGUAAAACCGAAGGAUUCUACGAAACAGCGUUCGAUCUAAUGAAGAAAGGAGAUCCUGAUUAUUUUGUGCGAUCGGUUCGUAUGACACCAGAUGUUUUUCAGAAGCUGUUGGAAACUGUGAAGCAUCGACGAGAAAAAUUCUCCAUCAGAAAACCCAUAAAUCCGGAAUGCCGUCUUUUUAUGACGCUUAUGUAUCUAGCGCAUGGAAUGAACCACUUUACACUGUCUCGUUUAUUCAGGGUUGGACGGUCUACAGCUCAUCGGAUUACACAGGAGGUAGUGAAAGUACUAUGGGAUGUACUGGUUGCUGAAUAUCUUCCGGUUCCUGAUGAAGAAACUUGGAAAACUUAUGCUUUAGAAUUUUAUCAUCAAUGGCAACUUCCCAACUGUUGCUCAGCUAUCGACGGGAAACAUAUAGUAAUACAGUGUCCUCCAAAGGCAGGAUCGGUGUAUUACAACUACAAGAAACAACAUUCAAUAGUUCUGCUUGCAGCUUGUGAUGCAAACUACAAUUUCGUUGCAGUUGAUAUCGGAGCUUACGGCGGAAAUUCAGAUGGAAGUGUGUUUUCGAACAGUGAAUUUGGGCGCCGUUUACGAGAAGGAAAUCUUGAUUUACCACCUGCAACUUGCCUACCAUAUUCAAAUCAACUUUCACCUCACUUCAUAGUUGGUGACGCUGCCUUCCCAUUGAUGAAUAACCUUAUGAGACCGUACCCGGGAAGAAACUUGCCAACAAUCAAAGACUAUUUCAACCAGCGUUUGUCGAGAGCUAGACGUACGAUUGAAAAUUCCUUCGGAAUAAUGGUUGCUCGAUGGAGAAUUUUGAAGGUUCCACUCGUAAUGACUCCUGAAGCCGCAGAAAACAUAACGAAAGCCAUCAUUGUUCUGCAUAAUUUCUCAAAUAAGCAUGCUAGACGUGUAUAUGCUCCACCUACGUUUCCGGACCACCUCAACCACACCGGUCAAUUUGUGGAUGGUGAGUGGCGCACAGUUGCAGAUCCAUUACCAAGUGUGACAGCUGAUUCCAUCAGCAGAAAUCAUAAUGCUCCAAGAAAUGCAUAUCAAACUCGAGAUAAUUUAGCUCAAUACAUAAUUAAAAAUCGUCUUCCGUUUGCAGUAUCACAAUAAUAAACAUACCAUAUACCUAUGUAAAUUCCUUCACUGCUAAACAUUCAGAGAUAAUAUUGUAUUCAGACAAAACUCUCAAAUUAGACAUAGUACCCGGGAUUUUAUUCAAUGUAUGAUUUGUUAUGAUUGAAAGAGAAUACGAGAAUAAAAUAAUUGAAAAAAUGUAAAAUUUCAUCCAUAAUUAGCUCAAUAAAUACCGUAAUCAAUCCAUCUACCAGUGACAAGUGCCUUUCUCGAGUCAGUCAGAUUCUAGUAACCAUCAUUAGGACAUUCGGAAGGCAAUUCUUGGACACUUUUUCAAAAGGGCGUAUCUGUUUUUGUAAACAAAGAUUCGAACGUCAAUUUCUCGGAAAUCUUAGCACUGCCACGCAAACUAACACUACCAUCAUAAAGGGUAACAUUUCCCCUACCUGAUGGUACAGAUACGUCCUUUUGAAUAAGUAUCCGAUAAUUUAUGAUCAAGAAGUUACAGAUUAAUUUUGUUGAUCGCUAUUCGGCAAGUGAAUUAAUACAAUCUCCGAGGAAUUUGUUUAAAAAUUUGUCCUAGGAUUCCAACAUGGCAGCCAUUGAUAAUUUUGUCGAUUCCUGAUGUGAAUUGAGAUGUCGCAUAAUGGGUUUUUGUUUGAGUCCGCUACCCCGGAGUGCACCAGAAAAAAUGAUAUAGCUUCUUCUGGAUUGUCUACACAAUUUUGAGAACAGUGAUAUGUCGCUUGAUAGGGUUCUGUUGUUGUGAAAAAUUGACCAUUACCCCCAGGGCUUCCAGAACCUGAUCCGGAGCCACUAGAUGGCCAAUGUGGUCUAGAAAAGAUGAUAUGUCCUCUUCUGGAUUGUACACGAAAUUCUGAGGACAAUGAUAUGUCGCUCGAUAGGUUUCUGGGGUAAUACUAAAGUGACCAAUUUCCCCAGGGCUGCCGGAACCUGUUCUGGAGUCGCCCGAUGGCCAA